Penaeus chinensis is the source of this 2888-nucleotide messenger RNA. RefSeq names its product sequestosome-1-like. Bases 176 to 2065 code for a protein of 629 amino acids. Gene Ontology annotation, cellular component: amphisome; aggresome. NCBI's taxonomy places the organism in Eukaryota, Metazoa, Arthropoda, Malacostraca, Decapoda, Penaeidae. The record is from RefSeq and is a predicted model, not a curated record. Gene Ontology annotation, molecular function: K63-linked polyubiquitin modification-dependent protein binding; protein kinase C binding; zinc ion binding. Gene Ontology annotation, biological process: endosome organization; mitophagy; aggrephagy. The transcript is spliced from 7 exons.
UUCAGUGUUGAGUGGAUUUGUUGGAGGAAAGACGUCGAGAAAGAAGUUUUGUUUUGGUCUGUGCAGCUGUUCGUCAAUAACAAAGGAAAGGUCGCGAUUACCCAGAUUGAUAGUUUUGCUUUCUUGUGUUCUGGAGGCGAAUUUUUGAUUUCAAGGAGGGGUCUAAAGAACCAAGAUGUCAGACGACAGAAGCAUGAGCGUCAAGGCCUACCUGGAUGUGGGAGGGGGCCGGCAAGAGGUCCGUCGAUUUGGCCUGGCAGAGGGUAUUGCCACAAACUUUACUUGCCUGAAGGAGAAAGUAUGUUCAGUUUUUGGGCUCGGACAGCAGGACGUCACUCUCUCAUGGAAAGAUUGUGAGGGAGAUUUAAUUGUGAUCUCAUCUGAUGAGGAGCUGGUGGAGGCCAUUGCAGAUUCCCUCAGCAAACAGAAGCUGCAACUCUUCAAGGUGUCCGUAACAGUUGGGACACGGCCAGACCUCGGGCUCAACAAUUCCCUCCCAGGAAGCCAACAGGGAGCAGUGCACGAAGGAGUUGUUUGUGAUGGUUGUGAGGGAUCUGUCCGUGGUUUCCGCUAUCGUUGUGUCAGCUGCAGGGACUUUGACCUCUGCGCUGCCUGUGAGUUUAAGGGCAAGCACGCUGAACACCGUAUGAUGCGCAUGCCAAAGCCCGAAUCAAAGGGCGCACCAAAGUUCUGGUGGAAGGAGCACCAUGGUCCUCCUGGCCACUUCUCCACCCACUUUGGCAUGCACACUGAAGCUGACAGUGGGCCAGGCUUCACCAGCACAUCUACUUCAUCAGGAGGCCCAGGGAUGGCUGGGACCUCUGCUGCCUUCAGCGGAGGAUGGGGAGGUGCAGGAGGCCAUGGUGGCCAUGGUGGCCACGGCGGGCAUGGCAACCGCAGAUUCAGAAGGGGCUGUGGCGGUCGAGGACGGGGCUUCUGGAGCUGGUGGGGGGGCAAGGAUGGCAAUCACUGGGGCUGCAGCCAAAGUCAGAGCCAGACAAGCAGUGGGCAGCAGCAGAGCCAGCAGCAAGGAGAGACUCAGAGUAAUAGUCAGCAGCAAAGUCAGAGUCAACAGCAAAAGUCACAGGAGCAGAAUGGGGACAGCAACAACAAAGAUAAGGAGUGUCCUUGGACGAGCACAGCCCCUGGCCCGUGCCCCUUCAUGGACGUAGAGCACGAUGGACCAAACCCACAACAGGUUGCUGAGGAGGCACAACAGAUGGCUGAGGAGGUUGCCCAGCAAGCACACCGCUUUGCUUCUCAGAUGGCCUCUGAACAUGUUGCCAAUGUGAUGCGUGGCAUAUGGACAGCUUGGACUGGGGGUCAGAACAACCCAAUUAACGGCCCACAGACACACACUUUCUCCUCAUCAUCGUCCUCUUCCUCCUCUUCGUCUUCUUCUGCCAGUGCAAGUGGAGACAAUGAGAAAAAAGCUGAGGAUAAGAAUGACACACAGGGAAGUAAGGCACCAGGGGAAGAUUAUCUGAAGAGUGUGGGAGAGACAGUUGCCACCAUCUUGGAUCCCCUAGGAAUUGAUGUUGAAGUUGCUGUGGAGCACAAUGGCAUCCGGCAGAGAUGCAGCCUUGGCAGUGAGAACAUCCCAUCCCGCCAGGGAUCGGCUGCAUCUACCCCUGAAGUUCCAUCAAAGGGUCCCUGCUCAGAGGCUGGGUCUGUGGGCUCAGGAAAGAGCAUUAAUAUUGAGGUGCAGACUGAUGACCAGCCCACAAGCCAGACAAGCAAGAGCACCUCAGCAGGAGCUGAAGAGAUGGAAGUAAGCAGCCCUGCUGGAGAACAGAUGGAGGCUGAACACAAUGCUUCAGAUACAGAAGACUGGACUCUAGUUAAUCAAGAGGCUACACAACCCUCUGCACCAAGUGACAGGAGAGUUGAGUAUCCAAAUCUCACUGAACUUACCCCACAUCAAAAUCCUACAAUCCAGCGUGCUCUUGAACAGAUGCAGUCAAUGGGAUAUAAUAAUGAGGGAGGCUGGUUGACCAAUCUCUUGGAGAUUAAGGGUGGAGACAUUAACCAGGUGCUUGACAUUCUCCAGCCAGUCAACAAAUAAAAAAAAUAAUAAUCAUGAGAGAUGUCAUUGGAGAUAUUGCAUUCUUAGAUUAGUCCCAUGGUUUAGGUUUACAUAUGGUUUGCAUCACAUUAAGAAGAAAAAAAUAAAGUUGGUUUGAAAAGUUUGAACAAGUUAUGGAUAAUAUUUGGAACAGAAUAUCUGUCUUACAUAGUGACUGCUUUAUGUCCGUAGUGGUUAAGAGAAACGGUGUUCACAUCUAUUAUGAUUUUUAAAAUAACCAUUGAAUGAUAGUGUACCUGCUACAUUGAAGUAGUAAUGUCUAGCAUACAGUAUUAGUUUUUUUUUUUUUUUUUUUUUUUAGCAGUUCCUAUAGCAUCCGAGGUAAAUUUUGUUUGAGUCUAUCGAAUGUUAAGGAAGUUGAGAUCCUUAACUAGUAUUUUAAAAAAGAAAUAUUUUGUGUUGUGUUUACAUAUAAUAUUGGAAUAUCAGUGUUCGAUAUAUCAGUGUAUUAUCUUAAAUAUAUAUAUAUUAUACAGUAUAUAUUAUACUCGGCACACCAGUUUGAAUGUAUGACAGGAUACAAGUUGUAGUUGUACAGUCAUGGUACAUAUUCAUCAUGGCUGUGGUGAUAAUGAUUUAACCUAUGAAGUAUAUGGCUUCUAAGUGCAUUAUAGUCUCUUUGAUAGAGGUUAGGCAUGAAUAUAUUACAUGGGAGCAAAGAGGUCAUGAUUCUUAGCACAAUGGUGUUUAGGUUCCCAUGGAUACAGACAUGGUAAUUAUGUGAGUGUAUUGGUUAAUAAAGCAACAUGGAAUUUUGAAUGGGUGUGAAGUAACAAUACCAAUAAAUAUUUUAGAAAGCAAA